This is a messenger RNA of Prorocentrum cordatum, 2746 nucleotides long. The record is from the annotation of a GenBank genome assembly. NCBI's taxonomy places the organism in Eukaryota, Dinophyceae, Prorocentrales, Prorocentraceae.
GUGCUGGCCGGGUCGAUUUGGGCUCGAUCAUGCCAGAGCCGCUGCUCAAGAUUCUGGAGGCUGGCCACGGCUUACUGCGCGAUCCUGCUGAAGUUCACUCCUUGUUUGGAUCUUGCACUGAUAACUUGCGCUAUCUAGACCCGAAGAUGGCGCGGAGGGGCUACGAUUUUGGCCUCGCCCUGUCGGAGCUGUUUGACGCGGGUGUGGUUGAGGUAGACCCCGGGGGCGCUUUGGAGGAGAAUGGAUUGUUUUUCGUGCGGCGCAAAGACAACAAGCUUCGCUUGAUCGCCGACACGCGCGCUGCCAACCUUCACUUUGUCGAGCCGACCUACACCGAGCUUGCCAGCCCCGAGGCUCUCGCCGCCAUUGAGUACGACGGGCCCGACAUGAUUGGGUUCUGCUCCGGAGACGCUGAGGUGUGUUUCUAUCAGUACGAGCUGCCUGCGUGGGCGAGGCGGUACUUCAACUUGCCUGCGAUUAAGUCUCAGUACUUGCCUGCUGCUAUGCGGGGACUACUGGGUCUGGCUCGAGGCGCGUCGGAGCUCAAGUUCAGGGUCCGCGUCGUGCCAAUGGGCUGGAGCUGGGCUGUUCACUUGAUUCAGCAGGGGCAUCUUCACGUCAUGGAGAGAGCCCUGCAGAGUGGCCGCUGGGUACUUGACAAGCGGCCUGGCGUUGACCUUCUGCAGGAGGACGCAAAGGUGCUCUACAUCGGUAACUUCGCCGUUGCCUCGGUGGACCAGGGGCGCGCCGGGAGGGCCGCCCAGGUGAUGCGUGAGGCGUUGGCGGAGCUCGGGGUGGUCAGCACCAUCGAAGCGUCGGGCGGCAGCAAGGCCGAGUUGCUGGGGUGCGAGCUGGACAGGAGCACUGGUCACUGGCGCAUCAAGCCUAAGCGAUUCUGGCGGCCCAUGGGCGCUCUGGACUACCUGCUGGAGGUCAAGGGCAGGAAGGUAACGGGCCAUGAGAUUGAGCGCGUCCUGGGGCACAUCGUAGCCGCCUGCAUGCUGAGGCGGGAGGCGCUGGCCACGCUGUCCGCUUGCUACACCUUUGCAGAGACCUCAGGCCUGAAACGCCAGCCGCUGUGGGCCAGCGCGCAGCAGGAACUGUUCUGGGCGCGCUCGCUGUUGCCGUGCAUCAUCAGUGAGAUGGGCAAGCCCUGGUCCCAGACUGUCACAGCGUAUGAUGCGUCACCUUGGGGCUACGGGGUCGUCGAGACUGAGUGGGGGCCCGAGGAGGUCGCCAGCCGUGGGUGGCUGUCGGAGCGAGCCAGGUUCCGUGGGCCACUUGCUGCCGCUGGCGCGCCACGGGAUCGCACCUUGGAAGCGGAGGUGGCGCAGGCCCCAGAUGCUGCCUUGAUCCUGACAGGGCGGGUGUCGGAGUUCCCGGAGGUCAGCUCGAGAGCCUUGACGGAGGCUACCUGGCGGGUGGUGGGCUGCGGCCGCUGGAGGCGGCGUGAGGCGAUUCACUGUCUCGAGGCCGCUUCUGUCUGUUGGGCCGCGAGGCGCAUAGCUAAGCACGCUCGACGGCACGGCCAGCGCCACCUCGUGCUGGGAGACAACAUGUCGGUCACGCUUGCGCUCGCAAAAGGGAGAGCACCUCAUCAUCGUCUCCUGCUUGCUUGCCGAGUCAUCUUCGCUGUCAGCGUCGCGGCCGACAUUCGCUUGCAUUGCCGAUGGUUACCCUCGGAGUGGAACCCCAGCGAUCAGGCCUCUCGCCGUUAUCAGCCGCCUGGGCUCAAGUACGAGCGUGGGCGCGGUGCGCAUGGAGAGGCGGACGCUGACGGCUCGGGCGCCGAUUCCGCCGUCCACCUGGAGUUCCGGGUCAGGCCCAGCCAGCGGGAGCAGCAGACGUUCCCGCUCGGCGCGGCGCACGACGCCAGGCUCGAGCAGCGCGGCGAGGGUGCCCACUCUGGGGUGCCUGGGCCCUGGCCGGCGAGCGUCGGGCUCGCGGCGCAGGCCUGGGCCGACCGAGCGGCGCGGCUGGCUGCCGAGAAGGUCAUGCUGAAGACUCAGACGAUCUACCUGGGCGUGCUGAGGGCCUUGCUCGCUUGGCCCCGCCUGGGCUGCCUCCCAGACUGGUCGCGCGAGGACUGGGAUUGCGCGCUGGUGGAGUUCGUGGAGUGGCUCUUCGACAAGGGCGGGGCGGCUGCAACGGCGAAGCGGGUCGGGCCCGCUCUGCUGUGGGGAGGCCCGCGUCUUGCCUUGGGCCCGCUGCGUACCGCCUUCCCCGUCCUGCAGCAGGCGCUGAAGGGCUGUGUUCAGCAGCGGCCCGAGUUCUCGCGCCCCCCGCUGCCCUGGGCGGUGGUGGCCGCUGCGGCCCGAGAGUUGCUCGACCUCAACAUGGGCAUGGCUGCAAUUGGGAUCGUGAGAAUGUUCGAGACUUACAUGCGCCCUUCCGAGUCGCUGGCGCUCUCAACCGACCAUGUGGCGUUGCCGCUUCCAGGCGAGUCGGGGGCCGCUCGCUGGCUGACCUUCGUCAUUCGGGGCCAGGAGGCGCUGGUACCAUCCAAGACGAAUGCUUUCGACAUCAGCGUCCCGCUGGACUUGGAGAGACAGCGCUGGCUUGCCCGCUGCGUGGAGGUAGUGGUGCGCCGCCGCGGCUCGGGCAACUCGCUCCUCGGCCUGGGGUGCGCGGACUUCGCCGCAGCCUUCAAGACGGUCUUGAAAGGAGUUGGUGCCUCGGUGCUGCAGGGCACGCUCUACUCGCUCCGCCGUGGCGGCGCCAGCCACGACCGGAGCAUGGGCGCCAG